Dovyalis caffra is the source of this 1200-nucleotide messenger RNA. Lineage: Eukaryota; Viridiplantae; Streptophyta; Magnoliopsida; Malpighiales; Salicaceae. The record is from the annotation of a GenBank genome assembly.
AUGGAAGAUGCAUCUGAAUCUGCUGCUGGAGUGCAAAAAAAGGUUGCAAAGGAGGAAAUCCAUCUGAAAGUCAAGAGCAAGGAUACAGAACCAAAUGACGAGAAGGGAGACAAAGCUGAGGUGGAAGUUGAAUUGAAGACUAAAUCGGUAGAAAAGAAAAAGUCAAAGGAGAAGGAGAAGCAUAAAGAAAAAGAUGAGGAGAAAUCAGAGAAAAAGGAGAAUUAUAAGGAGGAGGAUGAAGAUGCGAAGCAGGAGAAGCAAAAGAAAGAGAAGGACAAGAAGAAGAAAGGAAAGGAAGGUGAGGAUAGUGUAGGUGAAGAGUCAAAGGUGGACAAUGAAGCUGUAGAGGCUAAGAAAAAGGAAGAGAAAAAGAAUAAUAAGAAAGACAAGGAAAAAGAGGGAAAGAAGAAGAAGAAGAAAGAUGACGAGGAUAAAGAAAAAGUGGUUGAGGAGUGCAAGGAUAGAGGUUUGAGUGCUAAGGCAGAGGAGGAGGAUAGGAAAAGUGAAGAGGUGGAGGAGAAGAAAAAAGAAAAAGAGGAGAAGAAAGGAAAGGAAAAGAAGGUCAAAGACAAAGAGAAGAAGGUUGAUGAAGAAUCUGUGGAAGAAACAGAAAAAAACAAGGGGGGUAAAGAGGACAAAGAUGAGGGGGAAGAAGAAGUUGAUGAAGAUGAAGGGAAAGAAGAAAACAAGAAGAAAAAGAAGAAAGAUAAGGAGAAGAAAGACAAGAAGCACGAGGAUGAAGCAGAUGAUGACAUAAAAGAUGGGGAUGAAGAGAAAGAAGAGAAGAAGAAGAAGAAAAAAGAGAAAAAGGACAAGGAAGAGAAAGUGCAGAAGGAACACAAGGAUGAAGCUCCUCGGUCAAAGUGCGAGGAUGAGGUUAUCAUCAGGGAGAUUGAAAGAAAUGAUGACUCACCAGCGGAAGAAGAGGAGAAGAAGCAGAAAGGUAAGAUAAAAGAAGGUAAGGAGACAAAGAAAGAAAAAGAUACAAAGGAAAAGGGUGAUAAGAAAAGAAAAACUAGUGAGAAGGACAAGAGCAAGGACAUUGACAAGCUGAAACAGAAGUUAGAGAAGAUCAAUGGAAAAAUAGAAGCUCUUCUUGAGAAAAAAGAAGACAUUUUGAGGCAGAUAAAAGAAGCUGAGAGUGGGAGCAGCAUUGCUCCAGAGAAGGAAAAAGAUGGCCCAAAGGCUCAUGUGGAAUGA